AUGGGUGCCUGGACCUCAGGCUCUGAUAUCUUCCUAAAUCUCUGGAGGAUUUAUGUGUACCCAAGGAGCACAAGAUGGAUGGACUUCAUCCAACAUUUGGGAGUUUGCUGUUGCAUUGCUUUCAUUUCAAUGGGCCUCUUCUCUGUGGCCUUCUACUGGCUUUUGUCAUCAGUCACAGUGUUCACCACCUCCUGGAUUACCAUGUGUGCUCUGCUGUGUUGCUCCAAGCAUGUGCGAUGUUUCAUUCUUCUCUUCUUUCUCUCUUGUGGCCUGCGUGAAGGCAAGAAUGCUUUGAUUGCAGCUGGCACGGGGAUAGUGAUACUUGGACAUGUCGAAAAUAUCCUUCACAACUUUAAAGGUCUCCUAGACAGUAUGACGUGCAACCUAAGGGCAAAGAGCUUUUCCAUACAUUUCCCACUUUUGAAAAAAUACAUUGAAGCAAUCCAAUGGAUGUAUGGCCUUGCCUCUCAACUCUAUCUACUCGAUGACCUUGUUUCGUGGAACCAGACCCUGGCGGUCUCUCUUUUCAGUCCUAGAGAAGCCCUGGAGGCUCAGCUAAAUGGCACCAAAGGUAAAGUUCUGAGUGCAAUGUACCAAAUGAUGACCACGGCCCAGGUGUUAUCUUCCCUAGGUCAGAAGCUACUUGCCACCACAGGCCUUGUGCUGGUCCUGCUAGGCACUGGCCUCUUUAUGAAGCAGUUUUUGGGCCCUGCUGGGGGGAAGUUUGAAAAUAUCUAUAUCACCAGACAAUUCAUUCGGUUUGACGAAAGGGAACGGCAUCAACAGAGACCCAGCGUCCUCCCUCUGAAUAAGAAGGAAAGGAAGAAAUAUGUUAUCAUCCCAUCUUUCUGGCUGACCCCUAAGGAAAGGAAAAACCUGGGACUGUUUUUCCUUCCCAUACUUACCCAUCUCUACAUCUGGGUGCUGUCUGCAGCCAUAGAUUAUCUGCUGUAUCGGCUCAUCUUCUCAGUGAGCAAACAUUUCCAGAGCAUGCCAGGGCUUGAGGUUCACCUGAAACUGCACUCGGAGGUGCAAAGAACCCAAGACACUAUCCACGAUUCUUCCUUUAAUAUAUCUCUGUUUGAACCAAACUGCAUGCCCAAACCAAAGCUCCUUCUGUCUAAGACCUGGAUUCCUCUCAGUGUUAUUCUUGUGAUAUUAGUGGUGCUAGGACUCUUGUCCUCCACUCUGAUGCAACUGAAAAUCCUGGUGUCGACAUCUUUCUACCCCAGCGUGGAGAGGGAGCGCAUCCAAUACCUCCAUGCAAAGCUACUGAGGAGAAGGUCAAAGCAGCCCCUGGGAGAAGUCAAAAGGAAACUGAGGCUGUACCUUACAAAGAUUCAUUUCUGGAUCCCAGUCCUGAAAAUGAUUAGGAAGAAACAGACAGACAUUGCAAGUGAAGAUAAUCCAUGAGGACCCCAAGUGUCUCCCUCCUCAGCCACACCACACCAGCAAUUCUCCUCAGGCGUAUUGAUGGUGGUCAAGAUUUGAACCCAGCAAUAGAGAGCUAUGUGACAUGGUCGUGCCAGGGGUUGGAAUUUGCAGGGCCAUCUUGCAUCACCUAGAUACUCCUCCCAACUUCUUUUCCCGUGAGGCCACAGGGCUACCAGGUAAAUGGUUAUGUGCUCUGUCUUCCAAACAGCACAUGAUCUGGACCAGGUCACGGUGUGACGGGAAAAUAACUGGGCCCCAUGGUAAUGACUCUCAGCAUAGUGACAUUCAAAGGAAAAAAAACAGAAAAGGACCCAAAAAUAAUUCAAACUUCUACUGCAGUCUCACAGGCAAAUGCCAAGGGAUAGCAUACA
Molecule: messenger RNA, 1805 nt
Organism: Choloepus didactylus (southern two-toed sloth)
Lineage: Eukaryota; Metazoa; Chordata; Mammalia; Pilosa; Megalonychidae
Gene: DCSTAMP
Product: dendrocyte expressed seven transmembrane protein
Exons: 3
Coding region: 1-1413 (470 amino acids)
Cellular component (GO): membrane
Source: RefSeq, a predicted model, not a curated record